CUCAAUAGUUGGACGCCUUUCUGGUCCUCGCUGGACGAGAGCAAUAAUUCUUUGAGAAAAUCGUCGUACUGCUGGGGCCCGAAUCGGCGGUUGUGUAUCGUCAUCAGAAUCGCUAUCUUGCAUUGA
This is a messenger RNA of Haemonchus placei, 126 nucleotides long. The record is from the annotation of a GenBank genome assembly. NCBI's taxonomy places the organism in Eukaryota, Metazoa, Nematoda, Chromadorea, Rhabditida, Trichostrongylidae.